Messenger RNA from Amblyraja radiata (thorny skate), 967 nucleotides. RefSeq names its product CD276 antigen-like. The transcript has 3 exons. The record is from RefSeq and is a predicted model, not a curated record. Gene Ontology annotation, biological process: T cell costimulation; negative regulation of T cell proliferation; cellular response to lipopolysaccharide. Lineage: Eukaryota; Metazoa; Chordata; Chondrichthyes; Rajiformes; Rajidae. Bases 29 to 967 code for a protein of 312 amino acids. Gene Ontology annotation, cellular component: external side of plasma membrane.
CAUUGUGAUCCCGGGCGUGGGAUAUGAUAUGGAGGGCUGGGGUAUUCGGUCUGUUCAGCCCGUGGACGAUGCCAGUCACAAUGUGUCUCCGUUUGCAGAGACCCUGCCCCUGACUCCGGUCCUGACUCUAGCCCUGAUCAUGGCCUCAGUCUUGACUUUGACCUGUGCCCUGACCUUGAGCCCUGCCCCGGCGCGGCUGGGCCAGUCCUCCACGCUGACCUGCCGCUUCGACCGGCCCCGGGCUCCCGACCUGGGCGUGGAGUGGAGCCUGCGGAGACCCCGCCAGACCCUGGUGGCCUACAGCUACAACGACGGGGCGAGUCAACCCCAGUACCAGGACGCCCGCUUCAUGGGAAGGGCGACCCUCGACGAGACGCUGCUCGACCUGGGGGACGCGUCUCUCCGCCUGCACAACGUCACGGUCCAGGAUGAGGGCAGAUACCGGUGCAUAGUGCACACCCGGGACUGGAAAACCGAGACCGACACUGAGUUCAACGUUACAGCUCCUUUCAGCGUCCCUCGGGUGAGCUGUCACGCCGGGCCGGGUCCCGUGGUGAGGCUGACCUGCCUGGCGACAGGCGGCUACCCUUCCUCCAAGCUGGGCUGGCGCUGGGACAACGGCAGCGCGUACGGGCCCGGGGCCUCGGGUACGGAGACGAGGUCGGCUACGGAUGGGACCUUCGAGCUCCGGAGCAGCCUGGACGUGGCGGUGAGCCGGGCGCCCGCCCUGCGGUGUGUGCUCGGCCGUCCCGGUAGCAACCGGUCCGAGAGCAGCCGCGCCACGUGCCCCGCCGGGAGGAGCGAGGGCAGCGUCUCCAUGCCGGGCCGCUGCUCAAACAACGACGGUUCCCCGGCCCCCUGCUCUCCGCACCGACGCAUCGGCGUGGUCCUCAGCGCUGUGCUGCUGUUGCUGCUGCUCGUGUUGCUGGCCUUACUGCUGUGCCAGGAGCGAGGGUCAACCACAUGA